AUGACUUCGAAGAGCAGAGAGUCGAGAACGAGGUUACCUUACCCUGCGGGAGAUUAUUCUUUUCCGCCAGACACAUUCUCUCCUAGUAAUUCUCCACCUUCGUCGAUUAGUUCCGCUAUGAGGCCAUUGUCUACGGCCAUUUCGGGGCUACCCCUCCAUGCAUCCUCAGGAGUGGGCACACUACCGGGUGCUUCGUACUCCACCACAUCACUCUCCUCACUGGCUUCGGGUGCGGGCAGGCCGCCGUCCCCGCCUGCUCAACCCAAGUUCGCUCCUGCGUCUGCUUUGGUCAACCGAACGGCCAGCCCAACGCCCGCACCAGCAAAAGGACGAGGAACACAACAAGGUUUGCCGCCACCCCCAAAAUCGGCUGUUUGGUAA
Messenger RNA from Laccaria bicolor S238N-H82, 381 nucleotides. RefSeq lists its product as uncharacterized. NCBI's taxonomy places the organism in Eukaryota, Fungi, Basidiomycota, Agaricomycetes, Agaricales, Hydnangiaceae. The transcript has a single exon. The coding region runs from base 1 to 381 and encodes 126 amino acids. The record is from RefSeq and is a predicted model, not a curated record.